AUGACAGGAACUGUCCGCGGUGCUGAAACCGACAGCUCCUUCUCCUCCGACUCUCACGGGCUGGUGGUACGUGCAGGACUGGAGUGGUUCACGAGGAAACCUCGAGUCUCUGGAGUGAGCGGACCAUUUAGCGUGUACUGGGAGACCAUCGUCACCCCGAUUAGGUCCACGAAGGCGCUCAGUGCCCAGUGGGAGCACAGCGGAGGAGCGAGCGGCGUCGCAGUGCCGGCGCGGCGUUUUGACGGCUUUGUUCUGGAGGCCGGCGGUGGCGGCGUGGACCCCCACGAGGCCGCCGGGCUCCCGCCGGGGCAGAUUGAUGCUGUGAGGAAGAUGAGACCUCCCGGCCCUCUGCUGAUCCUGCUGUACAUCACGCUGUGCAAGAGUGCAAAGGUCGUCACUAAGAGAGGCUCAGUGGACGGCUGCACCGAUUGGUCAGUGGACUACCUGAAGUACCGGGUGCUGCAGGGCGAGCCGGUGCGGCUGAAGUGCGCCCUGUUCUACGGUUACAUCCGGGCCAACUACAGCCAGGCGCAGAGCGUGGGCCUCAGCCUCAUGUGGUACCGCAGCUCCGGCCUGGGCCACAGCGACUUCGAGGAGCCCAUCUCUUUUGACGGCGUGCAUAUGAGCAAAGAGGAGGACGCCAUCUGGUUCCGACCCGCCGACCUCCAGGACGUGGGCCUCUACUCCUGCGUGUUACGGAACGCCACCUACUGCAUGAAGGUGUCCAUGUCGCUGACGGUGGCGGAGAACGACACCGACCUGUGCUACAACUCCAACAUGAGGCGGGCCGAGAAGGCGGAGCUUAGCAAGACCAAAGACAUCGUGUGCCCCGACAUCGAGGACUACGUGCAACCGGGCAAGGAGCCGGACAUCACCUGGUUCAAGGAGUGCCGUCUGAAGCAGUGGCGUGCCAACACCGUCCAGAGGAGGGACGUCCUGUCCAUCCAGGAGGUCAAGGAGGACGACAUUGGGAAUUACACCUGCGAAGUCCAGUUCGGGGACUUCGUGGUGCGGAGGACGACCGAACUCACCGUCACCGCUCCUUUGACCGACAAGCCGCCAAAGAUCCUGUUUCCCUCGGAGAACCAGAUGAGCGUCAUGGAGCUGCAGCUAGGAAGCGCCCUGAACCUGACUUGCCGGGCGUUCUUCGGCUAUAGCGGCGACGUCAGCCCGCUCGUCUACUGGAUGAAGGGAGACAAGUUCAUCGAGGACUUGGACGAGGAGAGAAUCCAGGAGAGCGACAUCAAGAUCGUGAGUGACCACCUCGGCGAGCAGGAAGUGGCCAUUUCCUUGACGAUUGGCUCUUUGGAGGAGGAGGACCUGGGGAAUUAUUCCUGUUAUGUAGAAAAUGGUAACGGCCGUCGCCAAGCUACCCUCCAGCUCUUCAGACAGGAGCUCAUGUACACCGUGGAGCUGGCAGGAGGGCUGGGGGCGAUCCUGCUGCUGCUCGUCUUCCUCAUCGCCCUCUACAAGUGCCACAGGAUCGAGCUGAUGCUCUUCUACAGGAGGCACUUUGGCAGCGAGGACGUGGACGGAGAAAACAAAGACUACGAUGCGUACCUGUCCUACACCAAAGUGGACCCUGACCAGUGGAGUCAGGAGACCCGGGAGGAGGAGCGCUUCGCCCUGGAGAUCCUCCCCGACGUCCUGGAGAAACAUUACGGCUACAAACUCUUCAUCCCAGAUCGGGACCUCAUUCCCACAGGAAGUCUCUCCAAUGAGCAUUACCAGGACGAAACGCGGCUCUUUGGAGCCUACAUCGAGGACGUGGCGCGCUGCGUGGACCAGAGCAAGCGCCUCAUCAUCGUCAUGACGCCCAACUACGUGGUGCGGCGCGGCUGGAGCAUCUUCGAGCUGGAGACGCGGCUGCGCAACAUGCUGGCGACCGGCGAGAUCAAGGUGAUCCUGAUCGAGUGCGCCGAGCUGCGCGGCAUCAUGAACUACCAGGAGGUGGAGGCGCUCAAGCACACCAUCAAGACGCUCACCGUCAUCAAGUGGCGCGGUGCCAAGAGCAACAAGCUCGACUCCAAGUUCUGGAAGCAGCUGCGGUACGAGAUGCCGUUCCGCCGCGCCGAGCCCAUGCUCGGCCACGAGCCGGCGCUGGACGUCAGCGAGCAGGGCGCCUUCGGAGAGCUGCAGACCGUCUCGGCCAUCUCCAUGGCCGCGGCCACCUCCACCGCCAUGGCGACCGCCCACCCCGAGCUGCGCUCCACGUUCCACAACACCUACCACAGCAGCAUGAGGCAGAAACACUACUACCGCAGCUACGAGUACGACCUGCCCCCCGGGGGGACCCUGCCGCCGCUCUCCUCUCUGGGGAGCCAGCACACCUACUGCAACAUCCCACUGACGCUGCUGAACGGGCAGCGGCCCCCCGGGAAGAGCCGAGAGCACAGCCUGGAGGAGGCGCACGCCAACAACGCCAUGCUCCCUCUGCUGCCCAGAGAAACCAGCAUCUCCAGCGUCAUCUGGUGAUGAGGAGGAGGAGGCUCAGCGGCAGCUGGGGGGGAGGAUCAGCGGGAUCCACACACACACACACGGCGAGGCUCAGCCUGGAACACAGUUUUAUGGUUGUGAUUACGGCGGAAGUGUUUUUUGGAUCCGUCGUUAACUGGCGGGAAGCGAUGGCGAUACAGCAGGUGUUUUUUUUGGGACACAGUUUUUCUUAUUUGUUUGUUUUUUGUUGUUGUUUUUUUUAAGUGGACGGUGGAUGUGGAGCCACAGGAGAUCUAAUGAGAACACUGUUUGAUUGGAAAGCGAGACACGGACUUGCAAGAACUUCACAUUAAAAAAAACACUCUAUGGCAAUUGUGCACACACACACACACACAGACAGACGGGCAUACACACAAAAGGAAAACAGGGUCUUGUACAUAUAUUUCCAUUUAUUUGUAGCAUCAGUGUUUUCCUGUUUUGUUCUUUUGUUUUUAUUCAACCAUGUUUGUUGCCUUCUCGACGACGUUGCUUUCACUUGUUAUACAGAGUUGUAUAUUUUGUUAUUCUUUUUUCUUUUUCUAUUCUUAUUUCAAUGCGCUUUUGUUUGGAAAGCCAGUAUGUCAUGUACCUGCGCUGUUGUGUUUUUUUUUUUUUUUUCCGGUUUGUUUUUAAAUCUUUGUGUCGUUUCAAGAGAACAUUUUUAACCCUUUUUGGAAAUUUGCCUGGACAUUUGAGGAGCUUCGUGGAGUUGAGACUUCUUUUUUGUUUACCCGUAAAAGGUGUAUCUAGUUUAAAAGGAAACUCUUUAAAAAAUAAAAAAAAUCAUAGAAUAUGCAAAAAGAAGGAGGAGCUGGCGACAAUACACUGUCCAGUGGGACUGAAAAGGGCGAGGAGCGACUGGAGGGGGCGGAGCUAGUCCUCUCCAGUCAGACGGCUGAUCUCUCUCUAAAGCUUCAUAUUUUCUAUUGAAACAAGCAGCCUUGCUGUUUUAGAGUGAUAGUGAAAUGCCUCACCUUAAAAGGAAAUCUGUAGAUUAUUUUAAAAAAGAAUUCUAUUUUUGUAACACAAAAGAGUUUGCUUGAAAAGUCAUACUGAUUUGCAUUUCAUCCACCAUAGAAAAGGGGAUUUAUGUAUAAGUGUUAUGCUGGUUUUGUACACUUGCAACGUGGUUCCUGGUUUGUUCAGAGGUGACGGUGGCUUUUUGAAUCCCACAUGGAAAAAAAAAUAUAUCUCCUCGACUGUUCUUGACUCAAAAGCAAAGCAUUUUUUUAUGUUUUGGUUCUUAAAACCUGUUAUUCCCAUCCUGAUGAUUGCUUUGGUUCAUAUGGGUAGUUCAUGUUUAAGGAAAGCAAAGAAUACAUUUGUGUUUUUGAAAGACUUUUUAAAUAUAUUUGAAGGUGUGAUUUUUUGAGUAUGCAUAGCAAAUAGAUAUGUAUUCUAUAUAUAAUAUAGAUAUUUAUAUAAAUAUAUAAACACGAUUUUCACUCGGAAAGAAAUGUCUAUCUUUAUAGAAACACUAUCAUAAUCAGUUGCCCUUACUUUCUCACUGCACAUUAAAAACAUUGAUUUCC
Molecule: messenger RNA, 4007 nt
Organism: Pseudoliparis swirei
Lineage: Eukaryota; Metazoa; Chordata; Actinopteri; Perciformes; Liparidae
Gene: il1rapl1a
Product: interleukin 1 receptor accessory protein-like 1a
Exons: 15
Coding region: 1-2475 (824 amino acids)
Biological process (GO): negative regulation of exocytosis; signal transduction
Source: RefSeq, a predicted model, not a curated record